GUCAUUACUGUCUCCGUUUCUCUGUCUUCUCCUUCUCCUUCUCCUUCUCCGACGCCGCUUCUUCGCUGGAUUCCUCUCGGUACGAGCACUAUCUUCCACCGGAAAACCUCCUAUGAUCGCCGGGAAACUGCUUGGUCUGGUGGAAGAACCAAAUUGUUGUCAGAACUAACUGUUCAUCAGCUGCGAUUACUUCGCCUUUGACCGGGAAAUUUCGAAACGGCGAAGCUUAAGUUUCGAUUUUGAGAAGCUUUUGCAGAUCUGAGAGGUAAUUGAAGCCAAAGGUUUUGAUGGUUUCGGAGGCGGAUACGAACGGGGCUCUCGGUCGUAGACGAUGAACGGUCCGCUGGAGAAGGAUCGGCGACUUUGGUGGUGGUUUGGUAGCUAUCUCACAUGGAAUGGCAGAUCUUGAUAGCUACGGUAAUGCCGAGCACAACAUUGAGCAGGGAUUGAUUGCAUUGAAGAAGGGUACCCAACUUUUGAAGUAUGGUAGGAAAGGAAAGCCGAAGUUCUAUCCGUUUAGACUAUCCAAUGAUGAAACAUCUUUGAUCUGGAUAUCAAGUCGUGGUGAAAAGUUGUUGAAGUUAGCUUCUGUAUCUAAAGUUAUCCCUGGACAAAGAACUGUCGUUUUUCAGCGUUAUCUUCGUCCUGAAAAGGAUUACCUAUCCUUUUCUCUCAUAUACGACAACGGAAAGAAGUCCCUUGACUUGAUCUGUAAGGACAAGGUUGAGGCUGAGAUUUGGAUUGGAGGCCUUAGAGCAUUAACAUCAGCCAGGCAAGGUGGACGGUCAAAAAUUGAUGGUUGGAAUGAGGGAGGACUUUCUGUUGAUACCAGUAGAGAUUUGACAGCCAACAGUCCAAGCAACAGUUCUGCAAGGGUGUCACGGGAUCGUAGCUCUCCUGGUACUCCCUACAGUUUCAACCAGAUUGCGUCUCCUAAUAGUUCUGGGUCUGGGGUUCCAACUGACUCGGACAGAUCACAUGUAGCAUCGGACACAACCACAAAUAUGCAAGCAAAGGUAUCUGGUUCAGAUGGAAUCCGAGUUAGUGUCUCUAGUGCCCAAAGCAAUUCCAGUCAUGGUUCUGCAGCAGAUGACACUGAUGCUCUGGGUGAUGUUUACAUAUGGGGUGAAGUUAUUUGUGACAAUGUUGUUAAGGUUGGUAUCGAUAAGAACACUAGUUAUGUUACCACAAGAACUGAUGUCCUUGUACCGAAGCCAUUGGAGUCAAAUGUUGUCUUGGAUGUACAUCACAUUGCAUGUGGUGUCAGACAUGCUGCCCUUGUGACAAGGCAAGGAGAGGCUUUUACGUGGGGCGAAGAAUCUGGAGGACGACUUGGUCAUGGUGUCGGGAAGGAUGUGUCUCAUCCUCGCCUUGUUGAAUCACUAGCAGCCACGACAACUGUUGAGUUUGUUGCUUGUGGAGAGUUCCACACUUGUGCUGUUACCUUGUCUGGAGAGCUAUACACAUGGGGUGAUGGGGCACAUAAUGCUGGGCUUCUAGGGCAUGGUUCUGAUGUCAGUCACUGGAUUCCAAAGAGAAUCUCGGGUUCUCUCGAUGGGCUUCAAGUGUCUUCGGUAACUUGUGGACCAUGGCAUACUGCUCUGAUAACAUCAACCGGGCGGCUUUUUACGUUUGGAGAUGGAACUUUUGGUGUCUUGGGGCACGGUGACAGAGAAACAGUUCAAUGUCCAAGAGAAGUUGAAUCACUUUCCGGGCUUAGAACGAUUUCUGUUUCUUGUGGGGUUUGGCACACUGCUGCUGUGGUUGAUAUCAUCGUUGCACAGUCAAAUGCAAGUUCUGCUUCAUCAGGCAAGUUAUUCACGUGGGGUGAUGGCGACAAAAAUCGUCUCGGGCAAGGGGACAAGGAUCCUCGGUUUAAACCUACAUGUGUGCCCGCACUAAUCGAUUACAAUUUCCACAAAGUUGCGUGUGGACACAGUUUGACUGUUGGUUUGACCACAUCAGGACAAGUUUUUACAAUGGGGAGUACGGUUUAUGGCCAGCUCGGUAAUCCACAGGCUGAUGGGAGGCUUCCAUGUUUGGUAGAGGACAAGCUUGCGGGUGAGAAUGUCGAAGAAAUCAGUUGUGGGGCAUAUCAUGUGGCAGCCUUAACAUCAAGAAACGAGGUUUACACGUGGGGAAAAGGAGCCAAUGGGAGGUUAGGUCACGGCGAUAUGGAGGAUGCUAAAGUUCCAACACUUGUGGAAACUUUGAAGGAUAGACAUGUCAAGUUCAUUGCUUGUGGAUCUAACUAUACGGCAGCUAUAUGUCUUCAUAAAUGGGUCUCUGGUACUGACCAGUCUCAGUGUUCAGCUUGCAGACAGGCUUUUGGGUUUACACGGAAAAGACAUAACUGCUAUAACUGCGGGCUCGUGCAUUGUCAUUCAUGCAGUUCUAAAAAAGCAUUCCGAGCUGCAUUGGCUCCCAACCCGGGAAAGCUAUAUCGUGUGUGUGACUCUUGUUACGUUAAACUGAGCAAAGUUUCUGAAGUAAGCGACACUAACAAGAGGAACAACGUUGUUCCUCGUCUUUCCGGGGAGAACAAAGACAGAUUGGAUAAGGUAGAAAUAGGGAUAGCGAAAUUUGGUACAACCAAUGUGGAGUUGAUCAAGCAAUUGGAUAGCAAAGCAGCCAAACAAGGGAAGAAAACCGAAACUUUUUCACUUGGUCGCUCCCCUCCUCUGCCUUCUUUGUUGCAGUUGAAAGAUAUAAUUCAGUCUAAUGCCGGAGAUAUGAGAAGGGCUUACCCGAAACCAGUUCUUGCUCCAUCGGGUGUGAGCUCUCGGUCUGUAUCACCUUUCUCUAGGAGAUCUAGUCCUCCUCGCUCAGCCACUCCUAUGCCUAAUACUUCAGGACUCUCUUUCUCGAAAGGCAUAGCAGAUAGCCUGAAGAAGACUAAUGAACUCCUGAAUCAAGAGAUCAUCAAGUUGCGAACUCAGGUUGACAGCCUGAGACAAAGGUGUGAACUCCAGGAGAUGGAGCUUCAGAGCUCGGCUAAAAAAGUUCAGGAAGCCGUGACAAUGGCAGCAGAGGAAUCUGCUAAAUCGAGAGCUGCGAAGGAAGCCAUAAAGUCGCUCGUAGCACAGCUCAAGGACAUAGCUGAGAAGUUGCCGCCUGGUGUCUAUGACCCAGAGAGCAUAAAGCUCACCUGCCUACAGAACGGGUUAGAUCAGAACGGUUUUCAUAUUCCGGAAGCAAAUGGGCAGCAUCCUUCCAGAUCGGAUUCAAUCACCUCUUCUAUAUCUUCGGCUGCCCCAUUUGAGUUUGCCUCUGGAAAUGCAUCUUGGUCUGCUUUGCCAUCUCCAAAGAACACACCUGGAGCCAAUGGACGAGACGAGAAUGCAGAUCCAAGGAUUAGUGAUAACGGUUCAUCAGCCACCGAGAGGAACGAGUCAGUCCCUUGCCGAGACAAUAACGGUAAUCAAGUAGAGGCGGAGUGGAUCGAGCAGUAUGAGCCUGGUGUGUAUAUAACUCUUGUAGCUCUCUGUGAUGGAACCAGAGAUCUAAGACGAGUCCGGUUCAGCCGUCGAAAAUUUGGGGAGCAUCAAGCUGAGACAUGGUGGUCGGAAAACCGUGAAAAGGUGUACGAAAAGUACAAUGUUAGAGUGUCGGAGAAAUCGGCGGUGGCUUCUGGGAAAGCCGAUGGGAAUUCUGACCGAGCAUUGUCUCCUCCGUCUAAUCAAACGCAGAGAGACAGAGAAGAAGAUGAACUCCUGUGUGGAACACAAGACUCUAGUUAGAAGAAGAAUCUAAACUUUAAAAUUUUCUACUUUGGCCCCGUAAGUUUCUGUUUCUCUGUGUCAGACCCCGAGUUUCUUCAUUUAUCCUCUUUUUUUUUUCUUGUUUUUCUUUGGUCAAUUUGGUCCAUGUGUAAUCUUCACACCAUUUUUCAUGUCUCUCUUGUAUAUAGAAAAAAGUUCUCGGACCAUUAAUGCAAGAAAAAAAAACAGGAUUGUGUUCAUUAA
Messenger RNA from Tarenaya hassleriana, 3965 nucleotides. RefSeq lists its product as uncharacterized. The record is from RefSeq and is a predicted model, not a curated record. Bases 396 to 3740 code for a protein of 1114 amino acids. The transcript has 10 exons. Gene Ontology annotation, molecular function: metal ion binding. NCBI's taxonomy places the organism in Eukaryota, Viridiplantae, Streptophyta, Magnoliopsida, Brassicales, Cleomaceae.